Mollisia scopiformis is the source of this 459-nucleotide messenger RNA. RefSeq lists its product as uncharacterized. The transcript has 2 exons. The coding region runs from base 1 to 459 and encodes 152 amino acids. Lineage: Eukaryota; Fungi; Ascomycota; Leotiomycetes; Helotiales; Mollisiaceae. The record is from RefSeq and is a predicted model, not a curated record.
AUGUCCGAAGUCACCUCCGACAUUGAUAUUAUAUUUCUUGAAUGCUACUCCACAGCACCGAUGGAAAUCCCCUCCUCCACCUCUCGCUCCCGGCCGCAGUCGCCUUCCUGCGCCUACCCAUCGUGGCCACGACGCGCAUCUCUCUCUUCGAACUCGAGCGAGGAGGAGCACCAGUCGAGUUCCUUCAUCAUCUCAGACGAGGAGCUCUUCCCAGACGUCUUUGACGAGGCCGAGCAGGACUGCACCCCGCCAGCUACCCCACACUCGAGCCGAUCACCGGCUUCGCCCUCGAUGCUAUGCGAUAUGGUGGUCGAGAACGGGUCGCUGAUGCGCCAACUGAUGGCAGAAGAGAAGGCGAAGAAGGAGCGCAGACGUCGCAGGAGCUCUGCGUCCAAGAAGUCGAGAAGCGGGAGCGGGACAAGCAAGCAUAUGAGCCCCAUCAUGGAGGUCGGUGAAUGA